This is a messenger RNA of Neurospora tetraspora, 2121 nucleotides long. RefSeq names its product uracil phosphoribosyltransferase-domain-containing protein. Gene Ontology annotation, cellular component: cytoplasm. The record is from RefSeq and is a predicted model, not a curated record. Gene Ontology annotation, molecular function: L-phosphoserine phosphatase activity; magnesium ion binding. NCBI's taxonomy places the organism in Eukaryota, Fungi, Ascomycota, Sordariomycetes, Sordariales, Sordariaceae. Gene Ontology annotation, biological process: dephosphorylation; L-serine biosynthetic process. The coding region runs from base 1 to 2121 and encodes 706 amino acids. The transcript is spliced from 2 exons.
AUGUCCUCCGAAGCUGACCAGUCUCUGACGACAGCCACAGUCGAGAUCCCCACUACUCCCAAACCUAUCGUCGUUGGCAUCUAUGGCCUCCCCGGCUCCGGCAAAUCGACCGUCCUCGAACACCUUAAAAAGUCACUUCCGAGCGACAUGUUUGCCGUCUAUGAAGGCUCUGCGGUCAUUGCCUCUUUGAUGGGCCCUGACCGUGGCCUGGACGACUUCCAUGCCUUGAGUGACGAAGAGAAAACUCGGUACCGCAAGCUCGCCAUCACCCAGAUACGUGACGAGUGCCAGAAGUCGGGCCUGGUCGGUGUUGUUGCCGGACAUUACAUGUUUUGGCCCAGGGGCAGCGAGCACGGAACGGUGGUCUGGACAAAAGCCGACCAAGAUACGUUUACACACAUCUUCUACCUUCAGUUGGCCGCAGAAACGCUUUGCUGUCGUCGACAGCGCGACCAGGUCAGGAAGCGCGAGGCAGUGACACCUGGACAUCUCCACAAGUGGCAAGAGGAGGAAAUGCGACAGCUGGACGCCCUGGCAAAGGACUCGGGAAUUCGCUUCGUUGGUCUGGAUGGUGCCAAGUUUGUCGGUAUCUCCAGUCUGGUUUCCGAGAUAUCAAAGAGGCUUCACGAGUCCCGCACGGAAUCGGAACACUGCAACCACGUACGAUUGCUAGCCACAGUGGAUGGGAUGGUAGCCAGUGUCACGGCUUGUGGCGAUACCAAAGUCACCACGGCUCUGGUGUUUGACGCAGACAAGACUCUCACCGCCAAGGAUACUGGCAGGGAGUUUUGGAAACGUGAAUCCAGUCGAACGAGACGGAUUGGCCAGCAGGCGCCAACCCCAGCCGAAGAGAUAUUCCGUGAGCACGGCUACACCUAUGAGGCGUUCCGCCAAGUGGCCAUGUCAUACAGUAACGUGGAAGGUUUUGAGGAACUUUGCAAUAAUGUUGCGGAGAAGGUUACUCUCUACCCCGAGUUUCUAUCCCUACUCCGGCGUGUCAAAAAGCACGGGCACGUCAUGGCUGUGGUGGUAACCUGCGGACUACGCCGAGUGUGGGAGCUUGUGAUGGAGAAGCAAGACUUGGGAAGACACGUCAGGGUCAUUGGCAACGGGGACAUCUGCGAGAAGCAUAUCAUCACUGCCAAGUCCAGAGAAGCCGUUGUCAACCGUCUGCGAGGCCCUCCUUAUAAUCUUCAUGUUGUGGCUUUUGGAGACAGCCCGCUGGAUUUGCCGAUGCUCCAGGCUGCUGACGAAGGGGUGAUAGUCGUGGGCGAGGAACUGAGCAGGAGCAAGUCAAUGGAAGACGCCCUCUCCAUCGCUAUUGAGCAACUCAACACCAACGGCUCACCCCACAACCUCUGUCAAGCCCUCAUCCCGCACAAUGUCGCUCCACGUCUCGACAAUGCCCAGCUUCCCGUGGUAGACCUCUCCGACCCAACUAACCCCUUCAACCAAUCCCUUUUCGGCAGUCUGCCCUCCAGCCUCUUACAUGCUAGCAACCGCCCCUCCGCCAAGCUCCUGAUGACCCCGACCCGCGACGCCAACAUCUCCGGCCCUGCGCUGAGGGAAGCACAUCGUCGCAUUGGCUGGUACCUAGCCACGGAGUUCAUUACGUCCCUUAUAGGUCUGGAAGAGUACUCUAUCCCUCACGUCCAAGGACACGCUACCACCGGCCAUCGCCUCCUCCGCGAACAAGAUACGACCAUCGUUGCCUUGAUGAGGGGCGGAGAGCCCAUGGCUUUUGGCGUCAACGAAGCUUUCUCCCUCGCUAUGUUCUUGCACGCCAAGACACCGGAGGAUGUCAAGCCUCACCACCUUUCCAACCAACACACGAUCAUCUUGGUGGACUCGGUAGUGAACAACGGGAAGACGGUUUUGGAGUUUCGUGAGCGGAUACGUGGGAUGGACGAAGGGAAGGAUAUCCACGUUGUGGUGGUUGCCGGGGUCGUGCAGGUGGAGGCUACGGGUGUAGAGCAUGAAUUGGGACGGCUCUUGAGGAGAGAUGGCAAGCUCCAUUUGGUGGCGUUGAGGGUGUCGGAGAAUAAGUUUACCGGGAGGGGAGGGACAGACACGGGUAACCGGUUGUUUGGGACUGACUCCGAUGUACACGUCCCGCGUUAG